GCGUUCAGCUAUUUAAACUGCCUUGUCUCUGCUAGGGUACCUGUUGGGUACAGAACGAAAGCACUUUCAGGGUUACAAAAGUAUCCUUGCAACAAACAACUGAAUAGCACUGUAACAUACUCACCAUAAAUACCGUAUCAAAUGCAGUAAAGGAGCAUUACUGUAUCCAACAGUUUGAUCAAAUACAAUUAAAACGCUUAAAACCGAAGAUACGGAUCUUCACAGCUAAUCUACACCAAUUAUGCCUGCCUUGUGUGCGACUCUGACUCCUGACAACAGCUUGCCCUGCCCCGCAGCAACCGAUGAUGUCAGCUCCAAGAGACUUUCUUGGGGGAAAAUCAUGCAGAAACUAACAGAUUUCAGUAACCACAGCUUACAUUCAGACGACGAACACUUCAAGAGUGCCUUUUCUCAUUCAGGAUCAGACAGUGUGGACAGUGGCUCUCUGUCAGAAUCUGAUUUCUUGUAUGACCCUGUGGAGGAGACCCUUUGCUCUGAAGUGGUGGAUCUGAUUGAACAGAGUCUCACAGAGGCGAAAGAUAGCGCUUUGAGGUGCUCCAAACUGCUCAUCCCCGACCAGCUGAUGGAGCACAUUGGUCAAGAACUUCUUCACUUAGCAGCUAGUGAACCUUGUGGACUGCGUGGAGCACUUAUCAACCUAUGUGUUGAGCAGUCAGAUGCAUGUGAAAGUGUGGAGCAGAUAGCUGUGGAUCCAGACUUAGUUCCUACUUUUCAGCUGACCCUUGUGUUGAGACUGGAAUCUGGGGGUCUCUGGCCAAUGAUCCAGGACCUCUUUGCUCCAAGAUCUCAUUCCGCACCAAUAUUAAGACAUGCUUUGAGACUGAACACUGGGUUUAGAGUAAUCAAAAAGAAAUUGUACAGUUCAGAAGAACUUGUCAUAGAGGAAUGCUAACACCCAAAGUGACCAUGGGAGUUACCAGUCAAUCAUGAUGUGAUUAAUCAAACAUAAAUGCCUUGGAAGUUUUUAAAAAAAAAAAGCCCAUUGCACAUACAAUGUUUGUGUCCUUACUUAUAAGUAGACAAUACCUCAAUAAGUCAGAAUCAUUGUAAAAGUGUUUCAGAGAGCUUAUUUCAAGACUGAAAGUUGACUUGUUGCAGCCCAACAUGUUUGUUCUCACUGAAUGUAUUUUUAGAAAGUUAAAUGGCAAUCCACGACCGGAUGUUUAAAUUUGAGCAGCUGGUCUGUUUAAAAGAAGCAGAUUAAAUCUGUUUAUUUGAAGAUUUACCUCAAUCUCUAAACAACAAAUGGCAGCUAUAUUUGCAAUGAAGGAGUUUGAAGCAUGUUAAAGACCUCACCAAACAUGAAUAUGUUAACUGUUUUAUUUCUAUAACAGAAAAGACUAACAAAACAUAAUGUAAAUGUGGUAGCAUAUUUGUCUGGGAGGUUCAGUUAUGGUUAGUAUUAAUUGUGUUAGGAAAUACACUGUUAAUUUUUCUUGUAAACAAUUGAAUAGUUUUAUAUGGUACCCUACUAAUGCCUCUGUUGCUACAUGUAUUUGAUAUUCAAACACCUACUUUGCACAGUUUUUUUUUUUUUUUUUUUUUUUUUUU
Messenger RNA from Polyodon spathula (Mississippi paddlefish), 1572 nucleotides. RefSeq names its product DNA damage-inducible transcript 4 protein-like. Gene Ontology annotation, biological process: response to hypoxia; apoptotic process; negative regulation of TOR signaling. Gene Ontology annotation, molecular function: 14-3-3 protein binding. The coding region runs from base 242 to 913 and encodes 223 amino acids. NCBI's taxonomy places the organism in Eukaryota, Metazoa, Chordata, Actinopteri, Acipenseriformes, Polyodontidae. The transcript is spliced from 3 exons. Gene Ontology annotation, cellular component: cytoplasm. The record is from RefSeq and is a predicted model, not a curated record.